Molecule: messenger RNA, 2297 nt
Organism: Anopheles coustani
Lineage: Eukaryota; Metazoa; Arthropoda; Insecta; Diptera; Culicidae
Gene: mtDNA-helicase
Product: mitochondrial DNA helicase
Exons: 3
Coding region: 133-2193 (686 amino acids)
Biological process (GO): mitochondrial DNA replication
Cellular component (GO): mitochondrion
Molecular function (GO): 5'-3' DNA helicase activity; ATP binding; single-stranded DNA binding
Source: RefSeq, a predicted model, not a curated record
UUGGCAGGAUGUUGAGGCGCGCGUCGUAGUUUAGGGAACAUUGUGAAAUAAACUGAAACUGAAAGUUGUUUGUGAUAAAAAGUUUAUUUGCUAGGUUUUUUUUCUCUCGGCAGUUUGUUAUGCCUAUAAGUGAUGUUUGCUAAGCGUCUGAUUUUAUCCUACACGAAAGCGGUCCAUCGGUUGAAUCGAUUAUCAAAUGGCGGAGGAAAAAACAGCUCCGAAUAUGAGUUUGCUGCAUCCUGUAGCUUCCUUUUACGGCGUCCAUAUAGCUUGGACGCAAACAAUCCAAAAGACGACGGCCAAAAGCCGGUGACGGUGUCGCUGUAUCAAAUGCGAAAGACUAUCAAAACUUCCAGCCUAGGGGAGAGUGUCGAAGGAGCCACCUGCAUUCAAACGUUCUGCCCCGUGUGUCAUACGGUGCCUGGAGCGUCAGAACCAACAGGAACUGAUAGUUCCUCGACGACACCCACACGUAUAUACGUUAAUAAAACGACGGGAAAUUUUACCUGCUCCACGUGCCAGUACCUGGGCCGUUGGGACCAUAUAGAAAAGUUUUUCCUCCCACACAAUCGGUCCAUGAAAACUGUGCAGGAAUUGCGUAAGCAGAGAGAUGCCUUUUUGGAGUUGAAAAAGGAACAAAUUGGCGUCUUGCAUCUGCUUCCGCAUGAUUCGGUGCCGUUGGACUUGGAAGGUGCAAAGGAGGCUAUACGGCAGUUGCAGUUGGAGAAUAUACUCCCAGAAGCACUAGUCACUGUUAAGGCGCAUUGGAACGAGCGACGGAAAGAACUCUCCAUACCACUGCUGGACGUAGAGGAGCGACCAACCGGUUACAAAACGCUUCACGUCGGUCCCGACGGAGAGAUCUGUGAGCGUACGGUACCGGAAGCAAAUGCCAGCGGUUUAAUUUAUCUGCGUUGCUCUUCGGCCGGGGUAUUAACCAAAGUGAAAGAUCACCAAAGCCAAACGAAUGCCAUUUUAGUGCUUAACGUGCUCGAUCUCCUUGCACUGGGAAGUGUAAAGCAAAAUGCAACCGCCGUUUGUCUUCCUCAUGGAUUGAAAAAUCUACCUCAACAGUGCCUGCCUGGAUUGGAGCGAUUCCAGCGGUUAACGCUGUGGUUUAACUACGACACCGCCGGUUGGGAUACGGCCCGAAACUACGCCAAAAAACUCGACGAAAGGCGGUGUCUUUUUGUGCGUCCCACCGAUCAACAUCCCACCCCGUAUAAAGCUCUACUCGAGGGAAACAUCGAACCACGGACAAUCCUGACGAAAGCACAACCCAUUCUUCAUCAGUCCAUCACAACGUUCCGCUCCCUCCGUCAGGACGUGCUGAGUGAUCUACAGAAUAUCGAUAAAGUGCAGGGCGUCAAGUGGAAACGCUACCCAACGCUAAACAAGUUGCUCAAGGGUCAUCGGAAGGGUGAACUGACCGUCCUCACGGGUCCAACCGGCUGCGGCAAGACGACCUUUAUGUCGGACUACUCGCUCGAUUUGGCCCAGCAAGGUGUAUCGACGCUGUGGGGGUCGUUCGAGAUCCGCAACACUCGCCUAGCGGUCACGCUACUGCGGCAAAUGGUCGGCCGACCGCUCGAUGAGAACUUGAGUGAGUUUGAGCAGUGGGCGGACGCGUUCGAACAGUUGCCGAUCUACUUCAUGACGUUCCACGGGCAGCAACCGAUCAGGCUGGUGAUGGAAGCGAUCGAGCACGCGCAGUACGUACACGAUAUCCAGCACGUCAUCAUCGACAAUCUGCAGUUCAUGAUGGGCGUGCAGGAGGACACGAAACACCUCGAUCGCUACUGGAAGCAGGACGCCAUCAUAGCGUCUUUCCGGACGUUUGCCACCAAGCGCAACUGCCACGUGACGCUGGUGAUUCAUCCACGUAAGGAGCGCGAUACGGACGAGCUGACGACGAGCUCGAUCUUUGGUGGUGCGAAAGCAUCCCAGGAAGCGGACAAUGUAUUGAUCAUACAGGACAAACGGCUAACAUCGGUGCGGGGAAAGAAGUACCUUCAGGUUGCGAAAAACCGAUAUAGUGGCGAUCUAGGAAUAAUGCCAUUGGACUUUGAUAAGGCGAGUCUCAGCUACGCCCAGCGUAAAAAGAAACCGGACGGAAGCACCGACGAUGGUGUGAAUGUGGAGGGACCGAAUGGAAACCCGGCUGAGCGGAUAGUUCGGAGAACAUUGUUUUAAGGAAAACAAAACAGAAAACCACAAAUGUGUACAGUUAAAAAUGGUUCUUACGCAAAGAAACAGCCUUUAAUCUACCGUCGAGAAAUUCGGAGUAAAGUGAGUCA